CAAGUGCAGAGACUUUCAUUGUUGAGGAGGUGAAAACAAGAGGGAGAGAAAAGCAAAAUGGUUCGAUUCAGUUGGAUUAAUACGUCUUUAUUUGUGAUACUGGUGCUUCAGUUUACAGCUGUAACUGGACAGAACUCUCCCUCCUUCACUGUCAAAGUUGGAGAUGAAGUCACUUUGCCUUGUGAAAAUGUGAUAAAUAAUCAGGACAAGUGUGACAGUACUUCCUGGGUUGUCAGUCGUUAUAUUGAGACAACAGAGCUGGUUACACAUGGGAAGAUUAGUAAAAAUGAGAUUUCCAAAGUUAAAUCAGACAGAAUGAGUGUUACAGAGAACUGUUCUCUGGUUAUAAAGAACGUCACAGACGAGGAUGUUGGUCGUUACACCUGCAGACAGUUCAACAAAUCAGGACAACAACAAGGUCCAGACUCUCAGGUUCAUCUGUCUGUUAUUAUCAUGAAACACUUUCAGAACAAUGAUCAGGUCAGCUUGUACUGCAAUGUGUUUACAUUUGGCGAGUGUGGACACACAGUCGAGUGGUUGUAUCAGGGCGAUGAGAACGACACGGCGACAUCACAGGGUUCCUGUUCAGAUAUUGUGGUAUUUACUCCUCGUCUUAAUCAGAAUUCAAACUAUUCUGAGUUACUGAAGUGUAACGUGACAGAUAACAAGAGUGGACAGAUGCUGCUGUGUAGCGUUGGCCCCCAGUCCUCAUGUCAGAAAACAGUUCGUACGACAAAAUCAAAAGGUAUCACAACAGAGGGGAGAAACGAAACUCUACUCACAAAGGUUGAAACUACAUUGAAACAAGUUCCAGGUUGGUGGCGGUACAUCAUUGUGUCUGUAGUUUUAGCAGCACUCUCAAUAAGUGUUGUGGCGGUCAAAAUAUGGACGAAAACUAAAAGGGAACAAAACACAGAUGGAUGAAAAUGUUGCGGCUCCUGAAGAUGGUGUUUCAAAGCUACACCAAGGUGCCCAACCGUAAGGCCCAGGUAAGCUGUCGGAUUGGUUAUCCAAAGAAAGAAGUCGGAGCCAGCAAAUUUAAUGACAAUUCAUAAUUGUUAAGACAUUUCACUUAAAACCACAAAUGUGGUGCUCAAGGAAAAAUCAAGAAAUCACCAAAAUCAUCAAGGUUCGUUCUUUGUGAGCGAUGAAUGUCUGUGCCAAAUAUUGUGCCAAUUCAUAAAGUAGACGUUGACAUAUUUCACAAAAUAAUUCAAAACUUUGAACUGCUUCUGGCUCUAAAGGAGAAGUCAGAAAAGUCAGAAGUUAUUAAGAUUCAUCCUCCUGGACUCAAAUGUCUGAAUAAAAUGUCACUAUAAUUGAUCCAACAGUUGUUGAGUAUUUCAGUACUUCAUUUCUAAAGUACUGGACGGCCCGAUCAACUGGCAGACAGCUUGUGAGGACUUUGUAAUAAGUUGUCUUGCAUUGCUGUCUGUGGCAGUGUGUUACAGUGUGAUGUGUUCUGAGACAAGGAUUUAGUUACUUGUGUUGUGCUUAUACAGUUUUACACUGUACUGUGGCGUAUCACAAUGAGUUUAUGUAUGUUUUGAUGUAUUUCAUUUAAUAAUUCCCUGAGUUUAUGUGCAGUUUAAUGUCAGGAUGAUGCUUUGCACUGUUGUCUGUCAUUGAGUUGGAUUACAACAUGCUGAAUGUCGUUGUGCCAUGUUAUGUUGCUUAAUUUAUGUUUCGUGCCGUUUCUCUUUUAUUUCAAACGUUAUUGGUAAAGAUUAUGAUGACACAGUGACUUACAGCUCUUUGAAAUUUUCUUCGUCAGCUGGAGCAUUUUCACCACCGUUAACAGACUAAACAAAUAAGAGGCUGCAGUGUAGUUACAGCUCAUGUCACUGCAGUUACUAAUAGUUAGACGAGAGCUUUUAUGAGAAUUCACUCACUGAGUGACUGAUAUGUAUAGAUAUAUUUAGAAAAUUGAUCACAAUCUAAAUCUGGGAGAGCAUUAAUAUCAUUUAAAUUUUUGUUCAUAACCCUAAUUCUCACGUCACAUUAAUGACUUUGUUAUUGACACAGGAAGGAAAAGAGAAAAACCUGAAGCUUGAAUCAAGUUGUUAUUUCUAGCAUAUUGUAGUUUUACCUUUCAGAUGAAUAUGUGACCAUGUUUUUGUGUUACAGAUAUUUUAUACACUUUUUUUCAUGAUCAAUUGCUUAAUUGCUUUAAAGAAUUUUGUUUUCACAACAAAAUAUUUCAGCCAUCAAAACUCAUGUAUUUUAUGAUUAAAUAAAUAGUGAAUACUGGAUUUACAGGUGACACAAACAAGCCUCUGAAAGAACAAUCAA
Messenger RNA from Micropterus salmoides (largemouth bass), 2292 nucleotides. RefSeq lists its product as uncharacterized. Lineage: Eukaryota; Metazoa; Chordata; Actinopteri; Centrarchiformes; Centrarchidae. The transcript has 7 exons. The coding region runs from base 58 to 924 and encodes 288 amino acids. Gene Ontology annotation, biological process: T cell activation; positive regulation of ERK1 and ERK2 cascade; interleukin-15-mediated signaling pathway. The record is from RefSeq and is a predicted model, not a curated record. Gene Ontology annotation, cellular component: membrane raft; external side of plasma membrane. Gene Ontology annotation, molecular function: MHC class II protein binding; protein tyrosine kinase binding.